AUGCCGCGUAGUCGAAGUCGAAGUCGUAGUCCUCGUGAUCGAUAUGGUAAUAAUCGAUAUCGUGGAGGUGGUGCGCCCAAUGCUGGUAAUAAUCGUAAACGAUAUAGUCGAUCACGGUCACCAAGAGAUCGAGAUCCACGUGCUGAUCGAACCUAUCGUGAUCGUGAUCGUCAUCAACAAAAACCUGAACGUCCCAAUAAACGUCACUCCCGAUCACGUUCUCCAUCACCAAAAGCAUUCGGUAAUAAAAUAGUCGAUAAACGUAUGGAACCAACGCAACGAAUUUUCGAUCCUGCUGAAUUACAGGGUAAAACAGAAGAUGAAAUUGAAAUGAUGAAAACUAUGGGCUUUGCGUCGUUUGAUACAACUAAAGGUAAACAUACUGAAGGUCCAACAAAUGCCUUUGGAACUAAUAUUCAACAGAAACGGCGUUAUCGACAAUAUAUGAAUCGAAAAGGUGGUUUCAAUCGCCCAUUAGAUCCAAUAGCUUAA
This is a messenger RNA of Rotaria socialis, 492 nucleotides long. The record is from the annotation of a GenBank genome assembly. Lineage: Eukaryota; Metazoa; Rotifera; Eurotatoria; Philodinida; Philodinidae.